CUGCUCCUUCACUGCCUCACGCAUUGUGCUGUAGCUCCUUUGUGCCGAACGGUAGCGAAAGAGGUAAACAAAUAAACACAUUUAUUUAACGAAAUAAACAACAAGCAGCAUCUGCGAGGUUGUGUAAAGGAGAGGCCACUGUCUUCCUCCAUCAUGCUGUCGAGUAAGAAAGACUCCGCCCCCUCCUCCUCUUCUUCCUCGGGCGGUAAUGGAGUUGAUCGUACAUUGGACGCUGCUGCUGGCUCCGCUCCUGGCCCUGCUGGCCCCGCCCCCGGCCCUGCAGAGGUGAAGAAGAAGGAGAGGGCGUCUCCAAGUGGGGAGGGGGGCGGCCCGCCCCUUCCACACCCCCCUGGUCCAGGGGGUGUUGACCAGGACUCCGCCGAAGGACGGAGGACCAGCCGCCGAAAACGAGCCAAACAGGUGGAGUACAGAGAGAUGGACGAAAGCCUGGCUAACCUGUCGGAGGACGAGUAUUAUUCAGAGGAGGAGAGAAACGCUAAAGCAGAGAAAGAACGAAAACAGGUGCUGCCCCCACCCGCCCCACCAGUGGAGGAGGAAAAUGACAGUGAACCAGAUGAACCAUCAGGUUUAGAGGGUGCGGCCUUCCAGAGCCGCCUCCCACACGACCGGAUGACAUCACAGGAAGCAGCCUGUUUUCCUGACAUCAUCAACGGGCCGCAGCAGACACAGAAGGUUUUCCUGUACAUCAGGAACCGCACGCUCCAGCUGUGGUUAGAUAACCCGAAAAUCCAGCUCACCUUCGAGUCCACGGUUCAGCAGCUGGAGGCUCCGUAUAACAGUGAUGCUGUCCUGGUGCACAGAAUCCACAGUUACCUGGAGAGACAUGGCCUCAUCAAUUUCGGCAUCUACAAACGGGUCAAACCUCUACCCAGUAAGAAGACGGGGAAGGUGAUUGUGAUUGGUGCAGGUGUGUCUGGUUUGGCGGCUGCAAGGCAACUGCAGAGUUUCGGCAUGGACGUCACCGUGCUGGAGUCCAGAGACCGUGUUGGAGGAAGAGUGGCCACCUUCCGUAAAGGGAAUUAUGUAGCAGAUCUGGGGGCGAUGGUGGUGACCGGCCUGGGUGGUAACCCCAUGGCUGUUGUCAGUAAGCAGGUGAAUAUGGAGUUGGCCAAAAUCAAACAGAAGUGCCCCCUUUAUGAGGCCAACGGCCAGGCAGGAGAGCGAUGCACAAGUGUCCCAAAGGAGAAGGAUGAAAUGGUGGAGCAGGAGUUUAAUAGACUGCUGGAGGCCACGUCCUACCUCAGCCACCAACUGGACUUCAACUUCCUCAAUAACAAACCUGUCUCUCUGGGUCAGGCACUGGAGGUGGUCAUACAGCUGCAGGAGAAACAUGUGAAAGAUGAACAGAUUGAGCACUGGAAGAAGAUCGUAAAGACUCAGGAGGAGCUCAAAGAGCUGCUCAGCAAGAUGGUGGCCGCUAAAGAGAAGGUGAAGGAGCUCCAUCAGCAGUAUAAGGAGGCCAGUGAGGUGAAGCCCCCCAGAGACAUCACAGCAGAAUUCCUUGUCAAGAGCAAACACCGUGACCUCACUGCACUCUGCAAGGAGUACGAUGUGCUGGCUGAGCAGCAGGCCAAACUGGAGGAGAGAUUGCAGGAGCUGGAGGCAAAUCCACCCAGUGAUGUGUAUCUGUCCUCCAGAGAUAGACAGAUAUUGGACUGGCACUUUGCUAAUCUGGAGUUUGCUAAUGCCACUCCUCUCUCUACUCUCUCCCUCAAACACUGGGACCAGGAUGAUGAUUUUGAGUUUACAGGAAGUCACCUCACUGUGCGGAACGGUUACUCCUGUGUCCCUGUGGCUCUGGCUGAAGGUUUGGACAUCAAACUCAACACAGCUGUCCGCCAGGUGCGCUACACAUCCUCAGGCUGUGAGGUGAUAGCAGUGAACACUCGCUCCACCACUCAGACGUUUAUCUAUAAGUGUGAUGCGGUGUUGUGCACUCUGCCGUUGGGGGUGCUGAAGCAGCAGCCACCUGCCGUGCAGUUCGUUCCUCCACUGCCCGAGUGGAAAACGUCUGCAAUCCAGAGAAUGGGCUUCGGAAACCUCAACAAGGUGGUGCUGUGUUUUGACCGUGUGUUCUGGGACCCCAGCGUGAAUCUGUUUGGUCAUGUGGGGAGCACCACGGCCAGCCGUGGAGAACUGUUCCUCUUCUGGAACCUCUACAAAGCCCCCAUCCUGUUGGCCCUGAUGGCCGGAGAAGCUGCUGGCAUUAUGGAGAACAUCAGUGAUGAUGUCAUUGUGGGCCGUUGCCUAGCGAUCCUGAAGGGCAUUUUUGGUAGCAGUGCAGUCCCUCAGCCAAAGGAGACGGUGGUGACACGCUGGCGUGCAGACCCUUGGGCCCGCGGGUCAUAUUCAUACGUGGCAGCCGGCUCCUCUGGAAACGACUACGACCUCAUGGCCCAGCCAAUCACACCUGGACCUGCUAUACCUGGAGCUUCACAGCCGGUUCCUCGUCUCUUCUUUGCCGGAGAACACACAAUCCGGAACUACCCGGCGACGGUGCACGGCGCCCUGCUGAGCGGACUGAGAGAGGCUGGCCGAAUCGCUGACCAGUUCCUGGGAGCCAUGUACACACUGCCCAGACAAAACACAAACACAGCCAACACGCAGCCGUCGCCCAGCGUUUAAACGAACACAUACAACUGCACAGAUACGCCCACUGAUCACCUCCAGAAUGCAGACUCCGUCAGCACUGAACCUGAACUACAGCUCUGACAUACUGUACAUACAGACAUACACACACACACAGUCCUCAGCUAACAUGCCAAUACAGAUACAUACACACACAGUACUAUGUAAAAGUCUGAGGUGCCAGUCCGUUGUUUAAACAUUCAUCAGGGCAGUAAAUUUGUUUUGAAUUUCUUGUUUUAAAAAAUAAGUUAUUUUGUGAGCUGGUUAGAACUUGAUUUAAUCUAAAGGUGUUGAUUAGAUAAAUUAGGUAUUGGAACUACAGUGAAUUCUGGGCUUCCUCCAGGAGAGGGCAGUAAAUGGUUAAACACAUUAUUUGUAUUUAAUCUAAUAUUAAUGUUUUGCUGGGCAAAUCAACAGUUACUGCCCAACAGCUCGCAGGUGCCUAAAACAUUUGCACUGUCCUGUGUAAUGUUUCUGUCAUUACCCAAAAUUUCCCAAAACCUUACAGUAGAAGAAAAAAAAAAAAGUUUUGGAGAAUUUCUGUUGCUCCAUUCAUCAUGAAAUUUAUUUCUGUAUAUACUCGUGUGUGUGCAUGUUCAGUCAUUACCGAUCUCCAAGUAGAAGCUGGCGUUUAAGGGAAGCUCUGGCUUCCCCACGCAACUUCCUUCUGCGUAUUUCCUGGAAAAUUUCCUAGGUAAUUAAAUUUCCAGGAAGGUUCCCAAUGACCUUUAUACAGGUUAGAGGUCACUUCUCUCCUUCGAUGGCUGUAUAUUAGUGAGGAUUAGAAACGUUGAAGCAGAACUACAGCAGAACUUCAUGAGGAACAUGCAUACUACACACUUAAACUCACAGAAUAGAUGUCGUUGCGUACUCGCCAUCAUGCUAAUAAUAGGAACUCUUGAGUCUGAACUAGAAAAUAAACUGAGGUUUUGACAGCUGCUGCUGUCGCACCGUUUAGUAAACAUGUUCUAGACCUGAUACGUUUUGCCACAUGUAUCUCUCUAGAUCCUCUGAAUUAUGAGAUCAUUAUGGAGCCAAAAUAUGAUUACUGCUACAUGUGAGCUAACGCUGCUGCGCACUGAACUGACAUCAUAAGACUGACCUCACCAAAAUGCCCCACAGACUCUGUCUGGUGUUUAGGCUGCAGUUUGAGGAGCUGCUGUCAGUAUAUAACAGUGUUGAAGUUCAGUUGAUGUCAUUUUGGCGUACGCUUGGAUGCAGCAGUGAUUUGUAUGAAAAAACGUAUCAGCUGUGGAACGUCGUUUAUCGCAGGGUGAGAGUUUUUCCCCAUAGAGAUAAACAGCUUUGACGUAGAACUCCUAAAACGGACUAGUCUUGCGAGGCUGGCUGUGACCACAUAACAAGAAUACACAUCGGGGGACAGCUCGUUAAAGUUUUAGUGCUGGAUUGUGCCGCUAACAAGGACACACACCCUCUAAACUCCACCUCUAAAUUCCUCUAGCUCGGCUCUUUUAACAUCUAGGAUAAGAUCAGUAAUGCAAGCUAAACAAGCUAGCUAGCAAAAUGCUAUCGUUACCUUACAGGACUGUUUUUCUUGUUAUAUCUAAUAUUAUUAAUGUGUUCUCUGCACACACGACUGUUUAAUUGGAGUGUCUGGAGGAUCACGAGGUUGUAGAGUGUCUCGUUUCCCAUUUCGCCGACUGGUGUGCUAACUAGCGCCCUCUAUGCACCCUUACUACGGCCUUCGGUGAGGACUGCAGCGCACAGAUUUAGCAGUGGCCUGUUACCCAGUUAGCUGUAAGAUACAGAUGAGAGCCAGUCAGAGUGGAGAGUUUUGUUUACAGCUGUCUGACCAACAUAGUGGAAAAGGAACAUGUUCAGAUGCGAGUAAAAUGUGAGUAAAUGUUGCUUGUAAUCUGAACUGAGCCUCUAUAGAGAAACAACUUAAAAACACCACUAUGACCGACAAGUUUCUUUAGCUGUAUUUUGGGACUAGGCUAAUGUUGUCAAGCUCACUGUCGCCUCCUAGAGUAAGCUCCACUUUCAGGAGGCUUUGGAUUGGAUUUGAAAUUUCACUCUCAGUUGGUUUCCACCUUAAAUACCACAUUUAAGCCCACAUUUAGCCCAAAAUUACUCGUGGUUGUCCCCAGAAGUUCUUGUUAUGAGACCACGUCUCGCUCCACGAGAUUGAAUAUGGUCAAGCUGCAUAUAGAAUAGUAUACAGUGGUUGUGCAUGUGCAGUCUGUAUGGCCUGUUUACACUGAGGACAGAGGUAGCGGUCAGUUGGGUCCGUGUCCAGCAGAAAUGACCAUUAAAUCCUAUUAAAGUGCUGUGAAUGCCUGCAGACAUCCUGCUUGCUUGAAUGAGUUUCGUCUGAAACGCUAACAGAACUUCAGAGAGUUUCAGCCCUGAUUAAAGGGACAGUUUGAUCUCUGCUGAAUCUGCAUCGUAUGAAAAAUAACGUCAACACGUUUCCGUCAGCUUAGAAAACCUGUUUACUUCGUACAUGCGUGUACCAGCAGUCAGUGGGCAGAUGCUGACUGAUAAACGCUGGAGUUUUCCUUUGAGUGUAAUUUAGUUUGACGCUGAGGACGAAAAAGUACGGAAACACAUUCUGCCACUGGAAAAAAGAAAAAGCAGUAUGUUGUAAAAAUGAGAGUUUUCCAUAAUUAUAACUUGGUGUCUCAUAAUUAUGAGGUUUUAUCUUGUAAUUAAGACUUAGUAUAUCUUAUUUAGGACUUGGUGUCUCAGAUAUCCUGUCUCCUAAUUAUGACUUAAAACAUGACUUAUUAUGACUUAAAAUCUCAUUAUUAUGACUUAAUAUCUCAUUUAUGACUAGAGAUCCUAGUAUCUCUUAAUCUUGAGAAUUCUGAGAUAAUGAGAUAGUAGGCCAUAAUUGAGAUACUAAGCCACAGCUAUAAUAUAGUAAGUCAGUUAUGACAUAAUAUCUCAUUGUUAUGGGUUAGUAAGUCAUAAGUAUGGGAAACAUUCUCAUUAUUAUUAGAUCUACGUAUGUCUUUUUAUUUUUAAGUGGUGGAAAAGGGCCUCCAUAAUAAAGUGUUUGUGUGGAAGCUGAUUUCGGCUGAUCUCCGUAAUUUUUCUUUUAUGUUGCUGUUUAGAUCAGUUUAGUUGAGAAUGGAGAAACAACAGUAGCUUGUUAAAGUUUUUUUCUUGUUGAAAGAUGAAAAAGUUGUUUUGCUUUAAGCUGAAGGUUUUUUUUUCCUGUAUCUUUA
Molecule: messenger RNA, 5843 nt
Organism: Colossoma macropomum (tambaqui)
Lineage: Eukaryota; Metazoa; Chordata; Actinopteri; Characiformes; Serrasalmidae
Gene: kdm1a
Product: lysine (K)-specific demethylase 1a
Exons: 21
Coding region: 154-2646 (830 amino acids)
Biological process (GO): regulation of DNA-templated transcription
Cellular component (GO): nucleus
Molecular function (GO): oxidoreductase activity; flavin adenine dinucleotide binding; protein binding
Source: RefSeq, a predicted model, not a curated record